Molecule: messenger RNA, 288 nt
Organism: Fulvia fulva
Lineage: Eukaryota; Fungi; Ascomycota; Dothideomycetes; Mycosphaerellales; Mycosphaerellaceae
Exons: 3
Coding region: 1-288 (95 amino acids)
Source: RefSeq, a predicted model, not a curated record
AUGAGAGUCACACAAAUACUACGGGGCGGUGGAGGCAAGGUGCCCUACCCAAAGCACGUCUGGUCUCCCGCCGGAGGCUGGUACUCACAACCCGCGAACUGGAAAGCGAAUACAGCAGUCAUGGGAGGAGUGGUAGCGGGUAUCGUUGCAUUGGCUUGGGGAUACAGCGCGGAGCAUGAAUUCAGGAAUGAGAUGCCAAGGCCCGAUAGAUUCUUCCCAUCGCGAUACUGGAGCAGGCAGAUCAUCGAGCACGAGCGAGCACAGAAAGCUAAGGAGAGCGAGUCAUGA